Molecule: messenger RNA, 1005 nt
Organism: Annulohypoxylon truncatum
Lineage: Eukaryota; Fungi; Ascomycota; Sordariomycetes; Xylariales; Hypoxylaceae
Exons: 1
Coding region: 186-884 (232 amino acids)
Source: RefSeq, a predicted model, not a curated record
UCGGAUCCUCGAUUCAAGUGACUCGUAUUGAGCUUCAGAUAAGAGAGUAGGCCCUAAAGCACUUAGCUCAUGUAACCCUGCCAACGAAUGUCUUAAGUUCCUUUCCCCACACAAUUUUGAGGAAUUCACAUAUAUCGACUUCAUUCCCAUAAUAUUCACCAAUAACGGACCCCGGGUAGUUCACCAUGGAAAGUGACGAGGACACAGCUGCUGCUAUGGCAGAAGCCAUGGGCUUCUCAAGCUUCGGCAUGCAGAAUGCUAACAAGCGACGCAAAUUCAACCCCCGUGCCGAUGAAGCUGUGACUGCAUCAACCACCAUUCCCCUUCACCAGAGCGGUACUGUCAAGGAGGCCAGAACAGGAUCAAACACAACACCUUUAGGUGUAAGAACUCGAAACGAAGAUGAGAUUGACCUCGAAGAGGACGAAGAUGAACCCAAUGUCUCCAAAAGCGAUGUUCGUGAUAGCCUCAACGACCAGAGUAACGAUAAUCCAGGGCCACAGUACAUGGACACAUCGCGCCCACCUACAGCUGUUAUGGCUGAAUUAAAUGACGACAUUCAGUCUAAAAUUGACAGUAUAACUGGAGUCUCCUCUGAUCAGGCUUGGGGAACUCCAUCUUCAACAACAAGCAUCGACGGAGGCACAAGUUAUCGAGGUGGCCGUGGUCGUGGCGGUCAUCAAGCCAGUCGAGGUCGAGGUCGAGGACGGGGAGGUGGUCAAGGGCAUGAGCCAGGAAAGAAGUGGUGGGAGGGCUAUUAUGACCCGAGUACGAACACUAACCCAUGGGAGGCACUGGAGAAGGCCAGUGGCUUGGAGCCGGUAGGCAGUUGGAUGUCAUGGGAGGAGGCAAAGUCUCGGUCUGGUCAGGCGUCGGUUAGUUGAAUUGCCAUGGGCGAGCAAUGAUUUAAUCAGUCCAUAUCGUUCAUCGAAGGACGAAGAUAGGGGGCAAAGAGAAAUAUGACUUACCUAGGUACCUAACAAACUCUUGCGUUCGUGCAGGUAU